This is a messenger RNA of Protobothrops mucrosquamatus (brown spotted pit viper), 534 nucleotides long. Its product is annotated as E3 ubiquitin-protein ligase UBR4-like. The record is from RefSeq and is a predicted model, not a curated record. Lineage: Eukaryota; Metazoa; Chordata; Lepidosauria; Squamata; Viperidae. Bases 1 to 534 code for a protein of 177 amino acids. The transcript has 5 exons.
AUGGUUCUGUUCAUUCGAGGGGGGGAUGCCUUCAUUCCUGAUGCUCCCCGGCUGGUCUCAUUUCAGAGGGUGUUUUCCACGCGAGGGCCAGCCCGCUGGCACAAAGCCAAGAAGGUCCAGCUGACCCCCGGGCAGACGGAGGUGAAGAUCGACCUCCCCUUGCCCAUCGUGGCCUCCAACGUGAUGAUCGAGUUUGCCGAUUUCUACGAGAACUACCAGGCCUCCACGGAAACCUUGCAGUGCCCCCGAUGCAGCGCCUCCGUGCCCGCCAACCCGGGGGUCUGCGGGAACUGCGGGGAGAACGUCUACCAGUGCCACAAGUGCCGGUCGAUCAACUACGACGAGAAGGACCCCUUCCUUUGCAACGCCUGCGGCUUCUGCAAAUACGCCCGCUUCGACUUCAUGCUGUUUGCCAAACCGUGCUGCGCGGUGGACCCCAUCGAGAACGAAGAGGACCGGAAGAAGGCGGUGACCAACAUCAACACCCUCCUGGNGAGACUGGACAGCCAUUUGUUACUGAAGCUGUGUAAAUAA